AUGAGUCCAAUAAAUCACAGGAACACAACAGAAGUUUCUGAGUUCCUCCUCCGAGGCUUUCCAUCCCAGCCAGAGGUCCAAAGACUCCUCUUCCCUCUCUUGCUUUCCAUCUAUCUGCUCGCCCUCCUGGGAAACGUCACAAUCAUCUUGUUGAUCUGCUCCGACACGCAGCUCCACCAGACUCCCAUGUACUUCCUGCUCAGCAACCUUGCCCUAGCUGACCUUGGUUUCACCUCCACCACCAUCCCCAAGGCAUUAGAUAACCUGCUGUCUCAGAAGAAGACCAUCUCCUACUAUGGUUGUCUGGUCCAGAUGUAUUUCUAUAUGUAUUUUGGCAACUGUGACUGCUUCCUGCUGGCUUCCAUGGCCUACGACCGCUAUGUGGCUAUCUGCUACCCACUGCACUAUUUUGCCAUGAUGAGCCACAAGCGUUGUCUUCAGCUGGCUGUGGCAGCCUGGCUUAUCGCCGCAAUGGACUCAUUGGUUUAUAUACUUUUGAUGUCCCGUCUUGAGUUCUGUGACCCCGACGAGGUCCCUCAUUUCUUCUGUGACAUUUACCCUGUUCUGGAUGUCUCUUGCUCUGACACGAGCAUCAUAGAAACACUUGUGCUGACUGAGGGGAUGGUGGUGAUCCUGGGGCCGUUUGUACUGAUUAUCAUUUCGUAUAUACUCAUCUUUUAUACCAUCAUGAAGAUUCCAUCUGCCGUUGGGAAGCGCAAGGCUUUCUUUACAUGCGGGUCCCACAUUUGCAUGGUGGUCUUGUUCUACGGCACUCUGAUCUUGGUGUAUUUAAAGCCGAAUUCUAAGCAGUUAGACCUCAAGGACACAGUGGCAGCUGUGAUGUAUACCCUGGUGACUCCCAUGUGUAAUCCCUUCAUCUACAGCCUCAGGAACAGCGAGAUGAAGGUGGCCAUGAAGAGGUGGUUAGGACAAGAGGGGAACUAG
This is a messenger RNA of Heteronotia binoei (common prickly gecko), 945 nucleotides long. Its product is annotated as olfactory receptor 1361-like. Gene Ontology annotation, biological process: G protein-coupled receptor signaling pathway. Gene Ontology annotation, cellular component: membrane. The transcript is spliced from 2 exons. NCBI's taxonomy places the organism in Eukaryota, Metazoa, Chordata, Lepidosauria, Squamata, Gekkonidae. The record is from RefSeq and is a predicted model, not a curated record. Gene Ontology annotation, molecular function: olfactory receptor activity; G protein-coupled receptor activity. The coding region runs from base 1 to 945 and encodes 314 amino acids.